CGAAUGCUUUCAACGGUUCAGAACCACAAUCGCGACAAACGCCACAAACGAGACCUCAUCUGGACGCUCCUCACCACUCACGUGACUCCCGACCAGUCGCUGACGUUUCCGCCGCAAGUAAUCCUCGAUUUCCGCGAAGUCGAGUUCUGGUGUUUGAAACUCCUCUCAGCGCCCGUUCCCGUUCCCGGAAAGACGAAGCUCGAGCUCGAAGUCGUGGCCCGCGACCUGCGCGCGCCCCUCGUGCUGGCGCUGCCCGACCACACGCGCUUCUCGCUGGUGGACUUCCCGCUCCACCUGCCGCUGGAACUGCUCGGAGUGGACACGUGUCUCAAAGUGCUGACAGUCAUUCUUCUGGAGCACAAACUGCUGCUGCAGUCGCGCGACUACAACGCCCUCUCGAUGUCCGUAAUGGCGUUCGUGACAAUGAUAUACCCCUUGGAGUACAUGUUUCCCGUCAUCCCACUCCUCCCCACGUGCAUGUCUUCGGCCGAACAACUGCUCCUCGCGCCCACGCCCUUCAUCAUCGGAGUUCCCGCGUCUUUCCUCCAAUUCAAGCGCCGCUUCCGACUCCCGGACGACGUCUGGCUCGUGGACCUCGACUCCAAUCGCGUCCUCAAGCCGUCGGCCGUCGAGGAGUUGCCGCCUCUGCCGGAGCCCGAGGCCACGGUCCUCAAGAACCACUUGAAGCAGGCCUUGGCGUCCAUGUCGCUCACGCCGCAGAUCCAGUCGCUCGAGCGCGUGGACGCCCCCCAGCGCCACGCCCCCGCCGCCCCCGCCGCCGCCUUCAACCCCCUCAUCUACGGCAACGACAUCGACUGCGUGGAUGUGGCGACGCGCGUGGCGAUGGUGCGCUUCUUCAACUCUUGCAAUCUGUUGGCCAACUUUGGAGAGUACACGCGCACCAUUCGGCUGUUCCCGCGCCCAGUGGUCGCCUUCCAGGUGCAGGCCUUCGUCUCGUCGCGGCCCAAGACCUCGUCCUUCGUGCAGAAGUUCGUGCGCACGCAGGCCGUCGAGUUCCUGGCCGAGUGGUCGCUCUGUCCAUCCAACGUGGCCUUCAUCCGCGUCCAGACCGGUGUCUUCGACCCGACAGUCAUCGGCGACAAACACAAGUGGUUCGGCCACCAGUUGGACGCCAUUCUCUUCAAAGUGUGGAACAAUGCAAACCAACAGAUGGCGCAACUGUUCCGCGCCGCAGACGCCGUCGCCGACUCCUCCGACGACAGCGCGGACGACAGCGACGACUCGGAUGACGUCAGCACCUCGUCGUCCAUGUCGUCGCUCUCGGAACUCGUGGACAACGCGACGCACGCGACGGACGAAUUCCUCAAGGCCUUACGCGAGUCUUCGUGCGUUCCGACCAUCGGUGACGUCAGUUCCGUCUUUCGACCGCCCGAUGCGUUGCAACUCACGCAACAGCGCGACGACGACGAGGACGACAGCGGACGACACGAACCGGCGGCCGCCCGUCGCGCCUCUUCGCACGGCUCGGCGUCCUCUUCGCCCACGCGCUCCGCCUCUUCGGCGUCCAACGCGUCCUCCGAUCACGACGCCGAGGAGUCCUUCAAGACGCUCGCGCUCUACGAGACGGCGCCCGCACUCGCGCCGCCCAUAUCUCCCAAAUUCAUAUCAGGCCGUUCGCCCAUUGAGUCCGUCGCGUCCGACGCCUCCGACCAGAGCCGCAGUUCGACGCCGCGCGCGCUUUCGGCGGAACAGCGGCCGAUGUCGCCCUCCACGUCUAUCGACCGCUCGUCCGGGACGUCGACGCCGACCCUCUCGCGCGCCAUCUCCAUCUCUUCCGUCUUCUCGCGCUCGCAAUCGCAACACAGAGAUUCCGUUUCCGCUUUCGGCCAAUCAUUUCUCGACCGCUUCGCCUCCGAAGCCAAAGAGGUGGCGCGCGAGGCGAAGGCCGUGGCGAAGGAGGUGGCGAAACCGGCGGCGGCGGCGGGAAAGAAGCGCUUUUUGGCCAAUUUGCAGGCAAUUAGUGAACCCAUGAAAGAGUCGCCGUUUUGGAAGACCAAAGAGUCCUCCAGAGAUAGUGACGUCACUGAGUCGUCGUCUUCCGCUUCUCUCAUGUCUUCCAUGUCUUCCGAUUUCAACGGUUUGGCCGACAGAACGGCCGGAAUGCUGUCUGGACUCUUCGGGCGCGAAAACAAGACUCAAAAGCCCGACAAAAGUCCGCAACCCUUCGGACCCUUUCCCAAAGGACGCAAAGGAUUGGUCGAGAAGUCGUCUCUAAUCAGACACUCGUCCAAUCAGAAGCGCGAUUCGCCGAAAGCGCCGCCAACCGAACCCAAGACCACUAACACGCAUAGCGAAAACCAGUCGUUCCUCAAGGAGACCAUUGCGGCCGUUCUCGAGGGCGAAGGCGUCGGUUGGCUGAAGCUGUCGCGCGUGCGCAAACUCAUGGAGGACGAGGGGUACCGGGCGCUGGUGGUCUCGCGCAUCAACAAGACGCUGGAGCGGAAGGUGUCGCCCGACGACCACAUCGACGACGUGCAGGUGUCGCGCGCCGUGUGGAAAGGGAUGGCCAAAAUGGUGUCGGCCAUGAUCGCGGGUCUCGAGCGCUCGUAUCUCGACCAACACGGCGGACAGGGAAUGGCGUCCGCGCUGCCCAUCCUCGAGAUCGCGCACACGCACUACUGGGCCAAAGAAGUGACGCAAGAGGAGUCCGCGCAGUCGCAGUCUGUCACGACGACCGCCGCCUCCUCUCAGGACCCGUCGCCCUUCGGUUCGCGCGAAAACCUCGCGUCCGACGCGAAGACGAGUCCGUCGGAGAUCUCGCGAAUGGUGGACCAAAAGCGCUCGGUUCUGAUGACGCGCUUGACUUCCGUGGACUCGGAGGUCUCGGAAGAGGUGUCUCCCACGUGCAACGCCUCAGAGGCCGGCUCUCUGACGGUAAACCCCGCAUACGGCGCGCGACUCGCGCCCAACAAAUCCACUUUUUCCGAUUCCGAAAUCCAAGGCCUUCAAGGGCGCCAAACGCGGACGCCGUCCAUCUGGUCGUCCAAGUCGUCCAUUUCGACGGGUUUUCGAUACCACGGCGGCGCUCUCAUCGGCUCCACGGGACUGCCGGCCGACGCCCCGCGCGUCUACCUCUUCGAAGGCAUUAUCGGCAAAGAGAGAUCGCAUUUAUGGGACGAAAUGCAGUUCUGGGAGGACGCCUUUCUCGACGCCGUCUCGCAGGAACGGGACCUCAUAGGUAUGGACCAGGGGCCCCAGGAGAUGAUGGAACGCUACCGCUCGCUCUCCGAGAUGGACCGCAAGCGUCUGGAGCACGAGGAGGACCGCCUUUUGGCGACAUUCCUCUACAACGUGACGGCGUUCAUGAUUAUGGUUGACGUGAACCGGACGGAGAUUCGGCGCAAAAUCCGCCGCCUUUUGGGCAAGUGUCACAUCGGACUCGUGUAUUCGGCGGAAGUGAACGAAGUGUUGGAUCAGAUCGACCACUUGCGCGCCAACGACAUCGACCUCAAGCCUCUGACGUCGCGCCAAAUCCACAGACAGACGUUUUCCGUGCACUUGGGAACCGACGCCUCGGGAGACAUGAUGUUUAUGGAGGUUCGCGACGACGGCCUUAUUCUGCGCUCCAUUAACGGCACGAUUGUCGAGCGCUGGUGGUUCGAGCGGCUCGUGAACAUGACGUACUCCCCGAAGAACAAGGUGUUGUGUCUGUGGCGGCGGAACGGCGGCCAAACGCAGCUCCACAAGUACUUCACGCGCAAGUGCAAGGAACUGUACUAUUGCAUCAAGCAGGCCAUGGAGCGCGCGGUCCAGAAGGGCACGGGACCCAUGCCUGGCACGGAGUUGGGCGGCGAGUUCCCGGUGCAGGACGUGCGGUCGGGCGAGGGCGGGCUCCUGCAGGUCUGUAUGGAAGGCGUGGGACUCCUCUUCCAGAACUCAAAGGUAACUGAAGGCCGUCUCGAAGGUCUUUCCGUGUUUCCCGAGAAGUGUUUCCGUUUCCGCUUCUUUCUCUUUGUGUCCGUUUGUCCCCAAAACGCGCCGACUUUUGAGAUGGUCCUCCAAUCGGCCAAACCAUCGAUUAUUAACUCUCUUUUUCUCUUCUCUCGGCUCCUCUUUUGCGGACUCUUCAGGACUUCGAGCCAAUCACAGCCCGUAGUCUUAGCGACCAUCUCUCAAGUCGUCUCCGUUCGCACGGCUCCCCCUCGCCGCCCACUGCCCCCCAUCCCGCCCUCCCCUCCCGCCCCCGUCGCUGCCAACGCCACCCGACACCCACGCCUUCCGCGGACUCUAUUAACGCUAUUUGUGUUACUCUUUCGCCAGUUUUUCGUUCGUUUGGAAAACAUUCGCAAAUGUUUCACUCAAAAGGGCGGCGUCUUUGUGCUCGAGGAGUUCAGUGAGUAUUCGGCGCUAAAUCCUUUGAAUUCAAAGCAACCAAUCGCUGCCUCCCUCUCAGACCCCAAGACGCGACAAGUGGUGCAACGGCGCUAUCGCUCGCAGAUGGCCGACCAGAUCUGUUACGCCGUUCUCUGCGUCUUCUCCUAUAUCGCCGCCGGACUCGAAGAGCAGCGCAAAAGACAGCAAAUGGCGGACAAAAGUCCGCAAAACUCUCGCAAACGAUAA
Messenger RNA from Oppiella nova, 4581 nucleotides. The record is from the annotation of a GenBank genome assembly. NCBI's taxonomy places the organism in Eukaryota, Metazoa, Arthropoda, Arachnida, Sarcoptiformes, Oppiidae.